AUAGCGCGCAGCCAUUCACUUGCCGCGAGCCGCGAAGCGGCCGCGCGGACGUCACCACAGCCGUCAGCGUUUGCCGCUUCUUAAGAUUCACUUUGGACCAGCCGCAGUCACAGCUGCAGGACCUCUCUGGACCAGCUCUGUCGCAGACUGCGCAAUCACCAGACCACUGCGGCAAACGAGCCCAGCUGAGCCGAACACCAGCCAUGGCCGACCCCGAGAAGCAGGGACCCGCUGAGAGCCGCACCGAGGACGAGGUAAUGGAGGGAGCCCAGGGUGGCGAAGAUGCCGCGACCGGUGACAGUGCCACUGCGCCCCCGGCCGAGGAGCCCCAGGCUCCCGCGGAGAAUGCGCCCAAGCCCAAAAAAGACUUUAUCGAGAGCCUGCCCAAUUCAGUCAAAUGCCGGGUUCUGGCGCUCAAAAAGCUGCAGAAGCGCUGCGAUAAGAUCGAGGCCAAAUUUGACAAGGAAUUUCAGGCUCUGGAGAAGAAGUACAACGAUAUCUACAAGCCCCUACUUGCCAAGAUCCAGGAGCUCACCGGAGAGAUGGAGGGCUGCGCGUGGACCCUGGAGGAAGAGGAUGAUGAAGACGAGGAGGAAGAAGAGGACGAGGAGGAGGAGGAGGAAGAGGCUGCAGCUGGCGCAACUGGGGGUCCCGACUCCGCCAAGAAGUGAGCACAGCAGCUGACAGAACUGGACUGGAGACUGAUGAGAGGUUGUCAGUUAGAUGGGAAUUAAAGUGCGUCACACGUUGAAAUCCAUUCAUCACACUACACCUGAACAUCCGAGCUAAGACAGAACUCUUCUCAAUGCUUAAUUCUUCAGUUUCUUUACAUUUCCCAGCGCAGAGGAAAAGGAACCCAAGAUCGACGUCAUCUUUAAGACUUUUGCUUUUGCAGACCCAGACAUCUGCUUUACACUCCAGAGGAGACGUGGCGCGGAGGAAGCCUGGACUGACAGCAUUUACUGUUUAUGUGGCUAGGAAAACUGCCAUUUUAAGUUGUGAAAAAUGUUUUGAAUAUUUGAAUUUACAGAAAGAACACGGUUCCAAAAAUGAGGGUGUAUUCCAUGUAUAAUAUUGUCAACACGUGUUCAUCUGUUAUGGUCUCAUGUUAUCCGUUUUCUUGGUAGUGUUUGUUUACAAAAUCGUAAAAAUUACCCCAAACGUUUUAAAGUAUUAAAUUACCUUAUAGCAUUUUAGAAAUAUAAUUUACUUGAAGAGAUGUAGAAUGUAGCAAUUCUGUAAAGCAUGUGUAUCCAGUGUUGCCUAGUUUGAUCUUUGUGAAGUCUUUUUGUCUUGUAGCUUUUAGCAAGUAGCUGUGAAAACCAUCAGAACUCCUCAAUGAAGCUAAUGUUUGGAAAAAGUAUAGACUUGAAGAACAAACCCAUGUGUGUAUCCCUACCCCCCAGCUCAGAAAUAGAAAGGGUUUAAGUUUGCUUGUAUUAGCUGUGCCUUCAUUAUUUUGCUAUGUAAAUGUGACUUAUUAAAUGGUGCAAAAUCAAAUUUUAUUGCUUGAGGACAGAAUGGCAUAAAGGAAGGGAAAAGACAUUUAAUGUAAAGGCCUUUAGCUUCUUUGUGGGUUUUGAAUUGUCUGUGAACCAAUGUUCUUUAAAGAAACACAAACAUAAAGUUGUUUACCACUGUGGUGUUAACAAAACAGUAUUUUCAAAAAUAAAAAAAAAUCUUGUUGUUCUGA
This is a messenger RNA of Mastomys coucha (southern multimammate mouse), 1693 nucleotides long. RefSeq names its product nucleosome assembly protein 1 like 5 (gene Nap1l5). Gene Ontology annotation, molecular function: histone binding; chromatin binding. The transcript is spliced from 2 exons. Gene Ontology annotation, biological process: nucleosome assembly. Lineage: Eukaryota; Metazoa; Chordata; Mammalia; Rodentia; Muridae. Bases 204 to 671 code for a protein of 155 amino acids. Gene Ontology annotation, cellular component: chromatin; nucleus. The record is from RefSeq and is a predicted model, not a curated record.